AUGGGUUCUACAUGUGGACGGCUCCUCAACCUCGGGGGUAGCGGUGCAGGCCUCAUUCUUACUAGCCAAGAUGGAGUGGUCGUAGAACAAGCCCUACGCGUUGAGUUUCCUGCCUCUAACAAUGAAGCAGAAUACGAGGCGCUCAUUGCCGGGCUCAAAUUGGCAAAAGAGGUCGAGGUCAAAAGCUUGAAGGUCUUCAGCGACUUCCAACUGGUCGUGAGCCAGGUUUUGGGAGAUUUUGAGGCAAGGAAGCCGUCAAUGCAGAAAUACAUCCAAAAGGUGCGAGAUAUCACCUCCACAUUAAGCGCCUUCGACAUCCAGCACAUCCCCAGAGCAGAGAAUGCGAGGGCGGACCAGUUAUCGAAGCUGGAAAAUUUUCGCAUGAGCGAGCUUCCGAAGACUACGACGCUUGAGUACCUUCAAGCAUCGAGCAUCGAGGAGCCCAAACCAGUUCUCUGCGUUGAAACCGAGCCGAGCUGGAUAGACGCAUUCGUUAAUUACUUGCAGAAUGAAGUCCUCCCUGAUGAUGAGCUCGAAGCCCGCCGAAUUAAACGCUAG
This is a messenger RNA of Phoenix dactylifera (date palm), 558 nucleotides long. Lineage: Eukaryota; Viridiplantae; Streptophyta; Magnoliopsida; Arecales; Arecaceae. The record is from RefSeq and is a predicted model, not a curated record.